GCUGCUAGUAACACACAGUGCUGGUCAUCUCAGGUGAGGCUCAGAGCAAUGGAAGGGUCUUAUUUGGUCAUUCAUGUGUGGGUAAAUCUCACAGGUUUUGUGACUGUCUUCUCCGUAGCUCUGGAGCAGCCUCAGUCGUUGGCGUGUAAGCUGGAGCUGGCGUCAGAUCAGGAGAUUCCCGCCGACUGGCUCCCGUUUGUCAGGGUUGAGUGUGAGGUGGCAGAUGCGGUGGCGUCCCACACGCGCGUGAAAUCUGUGGGCAUCGAAAGUGACGUUCAGCCGCAGAAACACCUGAGCAGCAGGGCACACUACCACUGCCAGGUGGAGAUUGAGAAGAAGCUGAUUGAGGCUGAGUCGGUGAAGCAGUCAAGCUGCGCGGCACAGUGAUGAUGGAGGACGCGGAUCACUGUGUUCAUGUCGCUCACUACAAUGAAAUCACAGAUUCCUUUUUAUUAUUGUCAUUAUUUUUCUACCAUCAUUUCUCAUGUAGAAUUCACACUCCAAUAUGCCACACAUCUUGUACCAUUAAGUAAACAAAUGUUUAUUAACCGUGAGAAUAAUGCAACUUUAUAUAUAAAUGUAUUUUUCCAGAGUAUUUUAAUAUCUUUAAUGGUCUUAUCCAAUGAGUUAUAAUAUUGCUGCACUUUACAAUUCUCACCCCAUUUUAGAUUUGUACGGGACUGUAAAAAUAUGGGAACAUGCGCAUACAUACAGAUAAUAUGCACCUGUCUGACAAAUGUUUGCAAAAGAUACAUUUUACUCAUAAGCCCUGAGACUGUCAGGUGUGCACUAGGAUAGUUUGGGGCAAGCAGAGGAGAAUUUAUUUUCCCACAAGACACUUGAUCUGAAUGUGCAUGUGACAGUCUCGGGGCUUUUGCUGCAAGUGCAACUUAAGGGCCUGUAGUGUGCGAUUGCUUAGAAUGGUUAUUAACUUACGCUUAUGCAUUUACCAUUAUUUAUGUGGUUUCAUGAAGUUAUAUUGUCCUAAGAAGAGAGUGCAUAAUAAAUAAAAGCCUGUUUGUUCACUCUCAUCUCUACUGAUUCAUCACUCUCUG
Messenger RNA from Sinocyclocheilus anshuiensis, 1055 nucleotides. RefSeq names its product stonin-1-like. Bases 49 to 387 code for a protein of 112 amino acids. The record is from RefSeq and is a predicted model, not a curated record. NCBI's taxonomy places the organism in Eukaryota, Metazoa, Chordata, Actinopteri, Cypriniformes, Cyprinidae. The transcript is spliced from 2 exons.